Rhipicephalus sanguineus (brown dog tick) is the source of this 4448-nucleotide messenger RNA. Its product is annotated as annexin-B12. The record is from RefSeq and is a predicted model, not a curated record. Gene Ontology annotation, molecular function: calcium-dependent phospholipid binding; calcium ion binding. The coding region runs from base 162 to 1778 and encodes 538 amino acids. Gene Ontology annotation, cellular component: cytoplasm. NCBI's taxonomy places the organism in Eukaryota, Metazoa, Arthropoda, Arachnida, Ixodida, Ixodidae. The transcript is spliced from 12 exons.
CGGACGGGCUCCGAGACUGUGGCUGGACGUUAUUCUCGGAGACCGCGGGAGAUAACGGCGGUGCCAAGACUAAAGUGAUCAGUUGUUAUUGUGGUGUGUAGUACCUAGGUGUGUACUUACCAGAAGCUUUGUAAGGUCAGUGCCAGUUGUAACAAGAUACAAUGAGUUACCCAGGCGGAAGUGGGAGUCCUUAUCCACCUCAGCAGGGUUAUCCGGGCUACCCACCCCAAGACAGACCAAGUUACCCGAUGGGUGCUGUCUAUGGAGCACCACCAGUCACCCAGCAGACUCCUGGCUACCCACCCCAAGUGCCAAACCAGACAUACUCGCAAUCGUCUGCUCCAGGUUACCCUCCGACCCAGCCAGGUUUUGCUUCUCAGCCUGGUUAUCCGAGUCAACCCGGCUAUCCGAGUCAACCCGGCUAUCCAAGCCAACCUGCCUAUCCGAGCCAACCCGGCUAUCCGAGCCAACCUGGCUAUCCGAGCCAACCCAGUUAUCCAAGUCAGCCUGGUUACCCUAGCCAGCCUGGCUAUGCUAUGCCCACAGCCACUGGCCAUCAGAGUUCCGCUCAAGCAUACCCUGGCUACCCAACAAGCCAGAGUAGCUAUCCUGCACCUGUGUCUGCUGCUAACUAUCCUGCUACUCAGGCAGCUCCCAGCCCGUACUCGUCUGCAGGCUACCCUAGCGCAGGCACGACACCUGGUGGUUAUGGUGCGCCUUAUGCACAGUCAGCCUAUGGAGCAGGAUCUGUUUACUCCAGUGCUGCCCAAGUUACUCACUCAUCAUCCUAUACAGGACAGCGUUUACGAGAUAGUCCAGGCAACGCAAGAAACAUGGCCACCAUCAGACCCUACCCAGGAUUCAAUCCCCAGGAUGAUGCCCAGGCACUCAGGAAGGCCAUGAAGGGCUUUGGCACCGAUGAGGCUGCCAUCAUUGCUGUUCUCGCAAAAAGGACUAGUGACCAGCGACAGGCGAUCUUGACAACAUACAAGCAGAUGUUUGGACGGGACCUUGUAAAGGAUCUCAAGUCGGAGCUGUCUGGGAAAUUCGAGGAUGUCAUUGUUGGGCUGAUGACUCCGCUCUAUGAAUUCCUGGCGUCUGAGCUAAAGGCUGCCAUGAAGGGUGCUGGCACCGACGAGGACUGCCUGAUUGAAAUCCUCUGCACCCGCACCAACGCUGAAAUUUCUACCAUCAAGCAAAUCUACAAGCAGAAAUAUGGCAAAGACCUUGAGAAGGCUGUGGUCAGCGAGACGUCUGGUGACUUCCAGCGUAUACUUGUCUCCAUGUUGACGUGUUCACGUCAAGAGGGAGUGCCCGUAGAUGCCAACAAAGCUGCAGAAGAUGCACAGCAACUGUACCAGGCUGGUGUGGCCAAGUGGGGCACGGAUGAGUCUACUUUCAACGCCAUCCUUGCCUCCCAGAGCUACGAUCAACUACGCCAGGUGUUCCGCGAGUAUGUGCGCUUUGCCAACCAUGACAUCAUGGAGGCCAUCAAGAAGGAGAUGUCUGGCAACUUCAGGCAAGCCCUGCUUACGAUAGUGAAAUCUGUCUACAACACAGAGCUGUACUUUGCUGAGAAACUCCACGAUGCCAUGAAGGGAGCUGGAACUGAUGACAAGACCUUGAUUCGCAUUGUUGUAAGCCGCUGUGAGACUGACUUGGCUAUCGUCAAGCAGGAGUACCAGAGAGCUUAUGGCAAGAGCCUUGAAGAUGCUAUCAAGGGUGACACCUCUGGCGAUUAUCGAAAGGUCCUGAUGGCGCUUGUCUCUGGGAACUAGACACCAAAGGGUCCUGCCACUCCCCUUGAGAGAUUGCGCGUGUGACAUCUCGACAACGCCAUGUGGCAACUUCCUUUCAUUUUCGACUGUCUACAGUCUUUCCACUCUGCCUGCAUUCUCAAUUGGUGUUGGAACUCUAGCCUAUAUUCACUCUUGGUGUUGUAAAACUGUGCUGCCGCUUAUGCUGCAUUUUAUUGUUGUAAAAAUUGUUUUUUCUCUUUAUCAUGAUUCACUCUUGUAUUAUACAGCAAGAUCUGAACACCCAUGUGUUAAAUGUUUUAGAUGAAAUCAGGACAACAUUUGUUACUUGUUGAGAGAUAGAGAUGCUUACUUAGUUCAGGCUGUCUUGAAGUUGACACACACCACUUAAAGAAGCUUUAUGGGUCUGUGUAGUUUCAGGCUCAAAGUUCAUCCUAUGAAAGUAUAUCUGAAGAUAUUUUGUAAAAUGCGAGUGCAAAAAAAAAAGGCCAGUCAUGUGAGACUGUUCAAAGCCAAACUUGGUGUAAAAUCUUUUCAUAGCAAGUUUUAAGACGUCCAUGCUAGCAUACUGCCAUAUGGGACCAUGGCCCAAGAUCAAGAAAGCGUGUCCAACUUUAGGUGCAUGAAUUUGAGAUAUGAACAUGUCUGGAAUGGUGUUAACCCAGCUGAUGUGAAGCUUUGGAUGAAGUCUUGUUGCUGUUGUUUUAUCCGCAUUUUUUAUGCAUAUACGUAGUAGUUGUUUUGUUAUAAUAGUGGAAUAGCUUUUAUGUCGUUGUUGAGCAUUCAUAGUUUACUCUUUUAUAGUUUAUCCAUGUCACAAAUGGCAUGUUGUGCUGUGGCCAAGCUUCAGCAUCCGGUGCACGAUGUGAAACCCCGGUGAACGUUUGUCUUUUGUCACAAGAAGUUUUGUGAAACGCUUGUGGCUGCUCUAGUUUUUCGAUGCAUGAGCAUUGUCUAAGCUUAACCCUAUCUUUACACUUAUUUUUUUUUGAUGACUAUCUUUGUUGACGUUUUUAUUACAGCUGUGCAAAUAUGUGUGUAUAUCGGAAACUGCAGUAUGCUCCCUUCAAAGUUCAGUUACAUGUUGUGAACUAAGCCGUUGAGGAAGAAGCUGUAGUGGACAUUUAUUGCCUACACUGCCCUUUUUACGAAAGUUUCAUAAAAAUUUUAAAAUGUUUUCAUGGAACAAAACACCAGCAACAUCAUUAUAUUUUCGAAAUCUGAAAGGUAGCUGGUUUUCCUAGCUGUUUUUUAAUGUAGUGAGUAAAACAUGAUACUGAAACAAGGCAUGAGCUUUUUGUAAUGGUAAAAUUCUGUUUUAGUACAUUAUUUAAAGGCCUAAUUAGCAUUGUUAAAUAUGUUCCAGUGUGCUGUACUUAAUCUUUUUCUGUUUUGCAUGCUGUCAAAGUGACCGUAAUAUAUUUAUUUUCUUUCAUUCUUGUCUGUAACCUGCUUUAUUGCUGUUCUUUCUUCACACCUGUGGGAAACCUGUUUGGUUGGUUGUGUCCCUUUUUUUUUUGUAUUCCAUUUGCUACCAGCUGUCUGGUGCCUUGAAAAACACGUGGCAAUCCUGCACAGCAGAUCUGCACAGCAAGAACACAGCUCAUGCAGCCUGAACAGCCCUACUUAACACUUACGUCAGGCUUUAGCACAUUGCUUUUAAUUGCAGGUGCGUGUUCGCUACAGGCACCAGAUUGUCUGGCGGCUUGCAAGCAGGCUUUGGCGUGUGAUCUUGGCAUAGCAGGUGAUAUUCGAACUCGCGAAAAUGACUUGCGCGCAAGUGUUCGAAUAGCAGUUCUAUUGUAAGGUCACUCGUAAUUGCAUAUUGCACUAACCCAAGCAGCACACUAACUUUUGGUGGGAGAGAGGACAAACAUGCGUGGCCAACAGCACUUCUGCAGGAUGUUGCCGCUUAGAUGGUUGUCGAGCGACCACUCUUUUGCCAAGUGUUUUUUUUUUAGAGGAUCCCUAAGCCACAUUACUUUCUACUUUAUUGUAAAUUUUAGUUUGGCCAAAAGUUUCUUCCUUGUUUGGUCAGUUUUCUUUUUUUUUUUUAAAUUAAACGUAAGCUUUUCACCUGUCGCAUGCUACUAUGCGACUCCACUUGUGUGGUGCUGCUUUUGCGUUUGUAGUCGACUUGUAAACACUUGGAUGCUUGCUUUGCUAAGUAACUCCUAACCUUCAGCAUUGCAUAGUGCCUUGCAAACUUCAGCUAUUUUCAAAUAUUUGCAAAAUGUAGACAUGCACAUGCCUAGGCUACCUUUACAGCCAGAACAAUUGUAUGUAGGAAUGGCAAGUAUUAGUGGGUCACAGUGGUGGUGCAGGGCUUUUGACAUUAUGCUAGGUUUUAUUCAUUUGUUUUGUUAUGAAGCUAUAUCUGGACUGCUAGGUUUUAUUUACUUGUUUUGUUACGUAGUUACAUUCUGGAUUGAGCUUUUCAGUGAAACUGAUUGGACUGGUUCAGCAUGUCAGUAUUGUGGUGCUUGGUUGACUUUUUUUUUUCAGCUUGCUUGUUCGGGACAGGUACAGCAAGAUCAAGAUAUAGGAAACUUCAGAAGUGAACAAUUGUGCUGUCCUUAAAAGUAUCCAUUGUUUUUGGGCAUUGCUAGCUCAAUGCACUGAUUAAAGGUUGUUGGGUUUACACGAUUAAAAGUACACUAACCUCUUGAAUAAACUGUUGCAUGCGUACAA